This is a messenger RNA of Pangasianodon hypophthalmus (striped catfish), 2055 nucleotides long. RefSeq lists its product as uncharacterized. The coding region runs from base 299 to 1072 and encodes 257 amino acids. The record is from RefSeq and is a predicted model, not a curated record. NCBI's taxonomy places the organism in Eukaryota, Metazoa, Chordata, Actinopteri, Siluriformes, Pangasiidae. The transcript has 5 exons. Gene Ontology annotation, molecular function: cytokine activity. Gene Ontology annotation, biological process: positive regulation of gene expression; inflammatory response; cytokine-mediated signaling pathway.
UACAGCAACUGUAACUGAAGGAAUAAAGAAGAAAUCAUCUAUAAUAUACAGUUCUUAUAAGAAUAAAUCAUCUAUAAUACACAGACUCAUAUUCUUAAACAAUUCAUCCAGAGCUUUCCUUUAACUACGCAUGUUACUUUCUGGCUUCUAGACAAACUUCCCUUUUUUUGUUACCGACCCAGUGAAAUCAGAUCAUAUCACAUGAACGCUAAUGCAGAUGUUCAACCCACUAUUGACUCUAUAAAACCACACACCCCUAUACUGUUUCCAGAGCCAUUACAGACUACAGAAGAGCAACAUGGAACAGAUUAUACAGCAGUGGAGUAUGGAUGAGAAAAAUAAUGAAUGUCUGGAGUCUGACAACAAAAAGGAGAACAACUUCUUGCACUUCCAUAUGGCUAUGGUUAGAGACAUGUCUCUAGAUGAAAAAGGAGAAGAUCCACAGAAACUAAAAGAGUCUGAAUAUAGUACAGGUGGCACAGAAGGCAGUACAGAGGGCAAUACAGAAGGCGAAUGUUCUGUGGAUGAAGUGUUGUCUAGGAGCGAGAACUAUGGCAUGACUUGGUGCACCUACACCAAACAGUGUGAGAUUACAUCAGUUUCUAUUAUCAAACAAGAGGAAAGACGUCAGGUUGUGAUCCAGAGUUUAGGACAAACAAUCAUCCAUCCUGAAAUCUUCCCAUCAAGAAGAAGAAAGGCGUGCAUGGAUGUCUCCAAAUCUGAUGAGAUGACAAUACACUACUACAAGUCAGACAUAAAAGAUCGUAAAGGUCGGCCUGUCGUAUUAAACUUUAGCGAUACAAAUCGUUUUCUGAAAUGCAUAUACAAGAAUGACAAAGCAGUUCUCACUGUUGAGUGCUGGGAUCAAGACGGACUGAAGUUUAUCUGUAAGAAUGACAAAAACGCAUGGCCUUUUGUCUUCUUCCUCUCUACUAUGAAGGACAACUUGUGUCGCUUUGAGUCAGCCGCAUGCAGUGGUUGGUUCAUUCACACAGGAUCUGACUUGGUGUAUGCAUGUACUAGACUAGACGAAAAUGUCCAAGAAAAUACCUUCAGAAUUAUCGCUUUAUAACAACUUCUGUAAUCCGAAUAGGCCCUGCCAUUUAGAGUUCAUAUGAAGAGAUGUGAAAUUCAAUUGAAUUGCAAUGAAAAUUCAGUUAUAAGAUAUUGAUCAUUAUAUAGCAGAUGUAAAUCAUAAGCAGAGAGAAACUGGUAGUAGGUUGCUCUUUGACAGUGAUUUGUCCAAUAACAUUCACUGAAAAUGUUAACCAUGCUGAAAACAAAUUUCCCCACAGUAUUCUUUUAAAGUCCUUAUACCUCAGUUUAUUAAUUCUCAAUAUAUUUUUUGUUCUUACAUGAGUGUUCUUACAUGAGUGUAUCCUUCACUUUUGCUUCAUGUUGGAAUUUUCAGAAUGUUUUUUUCUGAAUUGAAAGUCAAUCAUUUUUGGUGCUGAAAGAGAUAUUUGUUUUGAUACUAUUAAAAUAUUAUUUCGUGAAUAUUUCAAUAUUUAUUCAAUUUACUAUAAUCGCUGUAAUACUAUAAUUGCAUGGGGUCUCCAGUAACAUUUUGGCCGUCAAUGUUAUCUGCAGCGUUCAGAUCAUGAAAACAAAAUCUGUUUGAGCAAGUCAUAGUUGGUACUUGAUUGAGUUCAGUAGUUCAGUAUAUCUGGAAAUGGGCUCUCAAGUUUAAUAGGGAUGAUUAAAAUGCUGUAAAAUUAUAGGAACAUAUGCUAUAAGGAUUUUUAUUAAAUUAAAUUUUAUAUAAAUUUGAUAGGAAUAUACUAGUAUACUAGGAAUAUACAGGGAUUAUCCAGGUAAUUGAGAUGUGAGGCUUUUUGUUUUUUUGUUUUUUUUCGGCUUAGAGCCCAAAAAGACUAAGCAACUAAAUGAACUGGUUCCAUCUGCAGUUUUCUAUUUCUUUAAAUGUUCAUCAUAUGAAUGUGUGAUGUCACUAUAAUUGUAAUUAUGUUCUGUGUAACAAGCUAUAUUACACAGCUUAACUUUUGUUGAAAAGCUACAGUUUUCCAUUGUAUUAUUAAAAGUAUCUUGUAAUUA